AUACCUUAAAAAAAUUGAUUGGAAAUUGAUCAUAUAUACUAUAUACCGAUAUACCGAAUACCGUACAUAUUCUUUGGAUGAGUUGACCAUCUCUAUUGAGACCAACAAAACAGCUGUUACGUGAAACAAAGCAAUCCAAAACAUGGAAAUUCGCAACAACGAUCCUGGGGCCGUGCAAUAUGGCAAUUUCAUGAAUUACUAUCAAUUUAAUUCGGCCUCCGAGAGGGUGAAACUGCUGCCGGACAAGGAUAUCUGGCUGCCAGCUUCCCUAGAGGAUGAUGAGGUGCGUCCCUAUCUCGUGCUGGAUGUCGGUUGCAACUGCGGCGUCUUCACCCAACUGCUGCACGGCUACCUGGAGGCGUGCUUGCAGCGUCAUGUGCAGAUUCUGGGCGUGGACAUUGAUGAGCGGCUGAUAGAGCGGGCCAAGCAGGAGAACACGUGCCCGGAGAAGAUAACCUACGAGUGCGUGGAUGUGCUUGACGGACAGGACUUUGAGACGGUGCUGAGCUACUUGGACGGCCAGCAACGACGGCAGAAGUUCGAUGCCAUCUGUUGCUACUCCAUCACUAUGUGGAUACACCUGAAUCACCAUGACGCAGGCCUCAAACUAUUCCUGCGCAAGCUGUCGCAUUUGGCAGAGCUGCUCGUGGUGGAGCCACAGCCCUGGAAGUGCUACCAAACGGCGGAGCGGAGACUCAAGAAAGCUGGCGAAGUGUUUCCCCUGUUCCUGCAGCUCAAGUGGCGCUCGGAUGUGGAGCAGCAGAUAGACAACUAUCUGGAGCAGACCCUGGACAGGCGGAAGAUGUUCGAAUCGACGCCCACCAAGUGGCAGCGAAGGAUCUGCGUCUUUAGAUGAUAGCAACAAGUUCAUAUUGAGCAUAUUACAUAAUACAAAUUCGUAGAGUAACAGAGACAAUCCCCCCGAAUACU
This is a messenger RNA of Drosophila obscura, 930 nucleotides long. Its product is annotated as probable RNA methyltransferase CG11342. Gene Ontology annotation, cellular component: cytoplasm. Gene Ontology annotation, molecular function: O-methyltransferase activity; RNA methyltransferase activity. Bases 143 to 856 code for a protein of 237 amino acids. Lineage: Eukaryota; Metazoa; Arthropoda; Insecta; Diptera; Drosophilidae. Gene Ontology annotation, biological process: miRNA metabolic process; negative regulation of pre-miRNA processing. The record is from RefSeq and is a predicted model, not a curated record. The transcript has a single exon.